Octopus sinensis (East Asian common octopus) is the source of this 1239-nucleotide messenger RNA. RefSeq names its product decaprenyl-diphosphate synthase subunit 2. The transcript has 5 exons. Gene Ontology annotation, cellular component: transferase complex; mitochondrion. Lineage: Eukaryota; Metazoa; Mollusca; Cephalopoda; Octopoda; Octopodidae. The record is from RefSeq and is a predicted model, not a curated record. Gene Ontology annotation, molecular function: prenyltransferase activity. Gene Ontology annotation, biological process: isoprenoid biosynthetic process; ubiquinone biosynthetic process. Bases 30 to 1148 code for a protein of 372 amino acids.
UUUACGACUUAAGGGGUGUUAAUCAGCGGAUGACCUUCCAGUCCACACGUGUUUUUCUUGUUGACAACAUGAACAGUUUGGUUUCUAAGUUUAAGCCCGUCAUUCCUUCUAAAUGGCACCGCCUUACAUUACUAUGUCCAGCUCAAAGAAGUAGAAUUAUCCUGGUGAAUAGAAUGAUUUCUUCCUGGCGUUCAAAUUCCAAUUCUGAUUGGAAGAAAGCUGUGUCUGAAGCUGAAAAGGUGGUUGGAUACCCUACCUCGUUUUUAAGUCUCAGGUACCUUCUGAGCGAUGAACUGUCUAAUGUUGCCCUUCAGAUGAGAAAAUUAGUCGGAACUCGUCACCCGUUGUUAAAGACAGCCAAAGGCCUACUGCAUGACAGCAAACAGAAUCUACAAACAUGUGGUCUUAUUAUUCUUCUAGUUGCUAAAGCUGCUGGCUCCUGUCCUAAUUCCACUCUUGAUGACACCAGGGUUGGUGGAAUUUACCCAAACCAGCGCUGUCUUGCUGAAUUAACUGAGAUGAUUCAUACAGCUACUCUUAUUCAUAAAGGAGUUUUAAAUCUGAAGACAGUUGACAAAAGUGAGAAACGCAAUUUAGACUUUGGUAACAAAAUGGCCAUUUUGAGUGGUGACUUCCUUUUGGCCUCUGCAUGUUCUGCGCUUGCUAAAUUAAACAACACAAAAGUGGUAGAAAUUAUAUCAGAAUCAAUUAAAAAAAUUAUGGAGUCCCAGUUUACCACUUUCGUUGAUUCUGAUGGCAAUGGAAUUUUGAAAGAGACAAUUACAUUUAGUGACUGGCGCAACCAAGCUUAUCUUUCUUAUGGUAAUUUGCUUGGAUAUAGCUGUCAAGCUGUCACACUUCUCGCUGGACAUGGAAUUACUGUACAAGAAAAUGCUUACAAAUUUGGCACCAACCUUGCAUAUGCACACCAAAUUUCUCUGCAGACAUUUGCAGUAUCAAUAUCCUUAAUGAAACCCCAGUUCAGCUAUGUGAGUAGACAAAGUCAUAUAACUCAUAAUUUAUACCAGUUACUGCCCAAACAAAAUUUCCACAGAAAAUGUUUCAAAGAAUGUUGCAAAAUGUAUUUCAAAACCACCUUGAAAAGAUUGGAAUUGCUAAACAGUUCACAAAAACAUUACAAUUUUUGAGAACAAUAGAGCGACCACAGGAAUAACAGAGAAUCAAAAGAAUUUUAGGUUCAGAAUGCCCGGGAUAUUUUUGCAUCCCAAACAUUGCUAU